Aphanomyces astaci is the source of this 150-nucleotide messenger RNA. RefSeq lists its product as hypothetical. The record is from RefSeq and is a predicted model, not a curated record. The transcript has 2 exons. Bases 1 to 150 code for a protein of 49 amino acids. Lineage: Eukaryota; Oomycota; Saprolegniomycetes; Saprolegniales; Verrucalvaceae.
AUGUCACCAUCCCGCACUGCAGCAGAGUUGGACGUGGUGGUGGCCCGACUGGAAGCGGACGAAUCGUACCAAACCCUCAAAGCCAAGGAAAGCGUGCUCGAUCUACAAGUGCGCAUGCUGGUGCAGCAACAGCAGUCGCUGGUGGCCUAG